CGUGAGGGGAGGAAAAAUAAAUCAAAACGUCCGGGUGUCGCGGCGAAGCCUCUUUUCGUUUCCGCGCGCCGUCUGCGGGGUUUUGUUCUCGGGUCCUUUUUUAUAUAUUGAAAAAAAACUGCGGUCGGACUCGCAUCUCAACACGCGACUUCCUCCGACCGACCGACCCACGUCCUCUUCGUAAAGAUAAAGGAUGACCAUAUUGUUGUUGCCUGAAACGGGCACCUGAGAGGAAAAAUUGCUGUAAAAUGCCCAAAUUUGGGUCAUCCAGAACAGCACAGACUGAAACCUCUGACUGCAACAGCAACAUGGUUGAAAAACAGACUGGAAAGAAGAAUAAAGAAAAAAUUUCAUCUUACAACAGAACACCCAAAUUAGAUCGAAGUGAGUUGGAGAAAGAGAUGAAAGAAAAGUCUUCCAUGAAGCGUAAACUUCCCUUCACUGUUAGUCCAUCGAGGGGUGAGCAGAGGGAUUCCGACACAGAAAAGGAACCCCCUGAGAAAAAGAAAGCGAAAAAGGAGUCUGGCUGCAAGAAAUCUGUUCCUGUCAAGGCCACACUUGGGGGCAUACUGAUCGGGUAUCCACUAUCGGAGCGUCAGCAGAUGGCUCUAGUGAUGCAGAUGACAGCACGAGAUAACAGUCCAGAUUCUACUCCGAAUCACCCCUCUCAGACAACGCCAGGACAGAAAAAAACUCCAAGCUCCUCUUCCAGACAGAAAGACAAAGUUAAUAAACGAAAUGAGCGAGGAGAAACACCUUUACAUAUGGCAGCCAUUCGUGGUGAAACCAAGCAAGUUAAAGAGCUCAUCAUUCAGGGUGCCGAUGUUAAUGUCAAAGAUUUUGCUGGAUGGACUCCACUGCAUGAAGCCUGCAACUUGGGUUAUUAUGACGUUGCUAAACAGCUGAUUUUAGCAGGAGCAGAUGUCAACACCCGGGGACUUGACAAUGACACUCCAUUGCACGAUGCUGCAAGCAAUGGACACAGAAAUAUUGUAAAAUUGCUUUUACGCAACGGUGGAAAUGCAUAUCAAAUGAAUCAUCGUGGGGAGAGGCCUGUGGAUGUGGCUGAUUCAGAGGAGAUGGAGCAUCUUCUAAAAGGGGAGCUUCCCCUUUCUGAUGAUGAGGAAGAGGAGGAGAGUUGUACAGAAUUUGAAGAGCUACCAUCUGUGAAUCCUUCUAGUAUGGAUGAAAAUGUGGACGAUUCAGAAGUCGAAAAAGAAUUGAAAGCAGAUACUAAACAGCAGGUGGCGCCGUGCAAGCCACCUGUGUCAUCUGCAAUGGAUGAAUAUGAAUUCAAAGAUGAUGAUGAGGAAGAUGAUGGUGAUGAUGUUGAAGAAAUUAGCAAACUUGUGGAGAAUAAAAGGAUUCGGAGAAAGACUAGCAAGAAAACCAUCGAAAAGGAUAACAGCAGCUAUUCAACACCACUAAAGCUAGAUUUGCCCAAACCAUUUAAAAUGAAGAAGCAGAAAUCAGCAAGAGUCCUGGUUUCUUCUAGUUCUGAAAGCUCAGAUGAUGAGCCACAACUGGAGAAAAAGGUUUGUUCAAGCAGCUCGCUGGAGGUCGUUGCAGACAGCAGUAAAUCGGACGCAAGGACUAAGAAAGAAAGCAUAGCUAGUGAACAGAAAGAGAAGGGCAAAGGGAAGAAGAAAGUGAAGAAUCAAAGUAAAAACAAGGAGAACCAGGAAUUCAAUCAGGAAAAGGAAGAGAAGGAAAAUGCCAAAUUGGUGCUUUUUUCAUCGUGUUCUGGUUUAGAUUCUCUAGACCGGUCAAGAGAUGAGGAAUCGUUCAAAAAGUCUUUGAAUGCGAAAGAUGAUUCUUCAAGUCAUCCAUUCCACCUCGCAACAGUCAAAUCCCCCAAACAUGCGUGUGCAUUGAGCGAAAAACGAGGUAAACCACUUAAACAGGAAAAUGCUAAAACUGGUACUUCUCCAGGAGCCUCUGACGUGUCUUUUCAGGCUGAAGUUGUACGGUUUGAUCACCUUACAGACUCUGACUACACCUCUGAGAGUUCCAGCAAUAAGUCCUUCAAGUACAAAACAAAAAGCAAGCAUCACAAGAAUGACUUGCAUGCUGAUUUUGGUGAAAAGUCUGGUCAGAGAAGCAAAGACGAAGAGCCGGUCGUCUUUGAUAAUCUGGAGGAAGUGUUUAAAAAGACCGACAAAGAAGGCAAAGUUAUAAAGAAGCAUAAACUGAAGCACAAGGACAAAGAGAAAAACAAAAUUAAAAAAGAGCAUGAAACCGAGAAAGGAAAACACCGACAAAAGGAAAGCGAUAAAGAAAUGUCUACAGAGUUUGAUCGAGAAUACUGGAAAGAGAACUUCUUCAAGAACGAUGACACUAACGAAACGUUCAAAGGUGAAAGCUCGGAGCUCACCCCAUCAGAAAAGCCCUUAAAAUCUGAGAAAAUUUCAGUGAAAGAAGAGAAAGCAAUAAAAGAGAAAUAUUGCAAAGAAGAAAAAAUUUUGAAAGAUGACCGAGAGAGAGAAAAACCUAAAAAGAAUAAAAAGGAAAAGCACUAUAAGGAAGAAAAAGAAAUCAAAGUUACGGAUUUGGAAGAAAGAAAAGAAAUUGUACUGACAGAAAAAGAAGACCCGUUUUAUUCAAGUGUUUAUGUCAACAAAGAGCAUACAGAGUUUCCUGAAAAGGAAAAGAGCACAGAGAAAGACAGAUCUGAUAGCGUAGAUAAAGAAAAGAAGGAAAGCAAAGAGAAAGGUGAGAAGAAAUCAUCCACUAAAGAGAGGGAUUUUGAAAAAGCAGAAAGGAAACAUUCGGAUAGAGAGAAAAAGAUGAAACAUGAAAACAGAUUGGAGAGAGAGAAGUCUGAACUGCAUGAAAAGUCACAGGAAAAAACGCCUGCUAAGUUGCAGGAAAGCUCAGAAAAAACUAAAGAAAAAGAUAGAUCCAGUAAUUCCUACUCCACUGGAGAAAAGCCCCACAGGGAAAAUGAUAAAUUGAAGAAUGUGUUCUCGGUCCGAAAGUCUGAAGAGAAAGAGAAGAGUAAAGAAAUUGAGAGAAAACAUGAUCGAGAGAAAAGUGACAGGGAACGUCACACCAGUGGAUUGAGGGAGAAAGUGGAAAAAGACAGGCAUGGCUCUGAGAAAAAGGUUAAACUGCCUGACAAGGACUCGCAGGACAUCACUCCCAGUAAAGCCGAAAAAGUUAAAACCAAAGACCGCGAAAUUGAAAAAGAGCGUAAGAAAGAGAAAUCCAGAGAAAGAGAUGGCGAUUCUGUGCCAAACUCCAAGCACUUGCUGGAGGAGCGGAGACGUAGCUCUGUUGAGAGCAGCAAAGCAUCUCAUGAUAAAUUAAGCUCCUUGAAGGAUAAACUUAAAGACGAGUUCCUAAAAUCUCCUGAGACAAAGGAGAAGGAAAGGAAGCAAAAAGACCGAGUACCAGUGAAUGUUUCCAUUAAAUCAAAGGUCAAGGAAUCUGAAGGUGACAGACCAAAGCCUAAAGAUUCUGGUUCUGUGAAGGAUGUACGACCAAAAGAGAAGAAGCUUGUCAAUGAUGAUUUAAUGCAAACCAGUUUUGAAAGGAUGCUGAGUUUAAAGGAUUUAGAAAUUGAGCAAUGGCACAAAAAACACAAAGAGAAAAUCAAGCUAAAAGAAAAGGAACGACUGAGGCAUCGAUCUGGCAUGGAGCUCAAUAAAAUAAAAGAUCGUGAAAAACUGAAAAGUUCAACAGCAAGUAAAGAACUGACCAGAUCAAAGAGUUCGGAUCCUUCAGAAGCCCACGCUAAAGACAAGCAACUGAAAGACGCCAACAGUGCGAGAUCUUUGUCCACUGAUGCAAAGCCGAAUCUGCCAGAGACGCUAAGACCUUUCAUAAAUUGUGAGACUAAUUUAACUGCAUCUCCCAGACAAGAGCGGGACAGGGUAGGCCUGACCUCUCGAUCCAUAUCCAUGAUUUCAGUUGCCAGUUCAGAAGAUUCAUGUCAGACUUCAGCCGUUGCAACACCGCGCCCUUUAACAGACUACGAUUCAGACUUCACUCUUGAAGGGUCUGAGUCUCAGUCAUCGUUUUCUCAAUCAGUAUUUUUGUCCAGUGCCAAAUCGCCUGCUGUUUAUGAUCGAGACUCUGACGUUUUAACAGAUUUGCAAGAUCGACUUAAAUCGCCGUACUCCAGCAAGCUUCCGGGAUCUUAUCUGCGAUCAGUCUCUGUUGACACUGCAAGACUUGAAAGUGAAUGCAGAUCAAUUGGUGAUGUUCGGAGGUGCAGUAUACCAGUCAUUGCAAGUGACCAUGAAAAACAGCUCCACAAGCAACCUGAGGGGCACUUAACACUUUCAAAUGAAAAGCAUUGCAGCUUCUCACCAGCAGUGCAAGGACAUGCCUCUACAUCUCCUCGACCAGAACCACUCCGAUGCAGUGGCAAUGAAGAGAGCACCUCCAGCAGUACUUCCUGUUUACAUCCCUGUGCCUCAGCAAUUUCUGUUACUGCACCAAACAGUACUGAUUUGUCACAGGAUGCAAGCUCUAACAGUACAUUGCAAAGCAAUUCUCAGCAGGUGUCUGCAGUCCAGCCACCACAACCAAACUGUUUGAUUGAUGGGUAUCAGCCAAAUAAGUCUUUGGAAAUGUCCUGUGAUCAGUUUGAUGGCACUGUAAACAGUACCAAUGAUAAUAGCCAUUCGUCUACAACAACAUUGGAGAAAAAUGUUUUCAAUCCAUUAGAUGCUCCGCAGGAAUGUGAUAGCUCUGAUCAACUUCCAGUAGAGCCAUUAUUGAAGACUCCUCAUCGACUUAGCAAUGAAUCUUCCCAAGUUACAAAUCCUCCACAGACACAAUCUUGUUUUUCACCUCCUCAUCCUUCCAAUUCUUUUUCUACACGGCCAUCGGUGGACAUCGAGAGCGCUCCUCAAAUCGUUCCUGGUCCAAAGUCUGGAGUUCAAGAAGAUUCAUCUCAUCAGACUGUACAAGAUCUGGAUCAGACUUCAGCUUCAUGCCAACCAGUCUCGGAGGAUGUGGAAUUGAUUGGCGAGAAGGCUGCUACUCCUACGCCUUGCACAGGUGCUGAACUUGUAAAUCAAAAAUCUGUGGACAGUGUUGAAGAUGUGUCAAAUUAUUGCAAACCGGAUGAAAUGAAAGGAUUGGAAGCAAGUUCCUCUCUAUUGUCCACCAUAUUACCAGACAGCAGCACUGCAAGUGAAAGCCCUGUAAGCUCAACCUGCGUCAUAAAAAAUACUUUGGAUAAACCUGAAGAAAAGACGGAGGAAGACACACAAAAUCUUAACUCAACCAGCCAGGAGGCUAUGUGUUGUGAAGAAAGCUCAACAUUAGAAAGUAAGCCAGCAGAUGCAGCUGAUGAAAUGCAAUGUGAUCCACCAGUAGAGCCACUUGAACCACUGGUUUGCAAUGAACAUUCAAACGAAAUGUCAACAAGUGAGCAAGCUCCUGUCAUAGAAAGUAAAGCUCAACAGCAAGAUUCGUCACCUGAGAUGGAGGUUUCUCAAGAGUCUGCUCCUGCUGAAGGUCACACUCCAAUGAUGUGUGAGGCAGCAGAUGAACAAAGACAAUCCACUGAAACAGCAAAAGAGGAAUCAGAAGAGCAUGUCGAGGCUGACUGCGGAGGACAACAAGAUAUCCCUCAGAGGAUAACUCGUAACCGAGCAAACCUAAUAGCCAAUCAAAGUAAGCAAACUGCUGUUAAUUGUACACAGGCAGCUGACAAGGAGACCGAAUCCUCAACUACCAUGAAAAGCAAAUCAAAGUUUACAGAGGAGGAGGAUGGUCAAGGGCAUCAUCCACAUAGGCGAAAGAUGCCCCGGGUUCCACAUCCAGCUCAAGUAAAGUCUACGAUACAGCAGGCUAAAGAGAAGACCCAGCAGUCACUGGCAGCCAUCGUAGACUCCUUAAAAUUGGAAGAGAUUCAACCCUAUCAUUCAGAGAAGGGAAACCCUUACUACGAAUAUCUUCAUAUUAGAAAGAAGAUAGAAGAGAAGCGUAAAGUGCUGUGUAGUGUCACUCCUCAGGCUCCACAGUUUUAUGACGAAUACGUUACUUUUACUGGAUCCUACCUGCUGGAUGGAAACCCUUUGAGCAAACUUUGCAUUCCAACCAUAACACCUCCUCCAUCACUGUCAGAACCACUGAAAGAACUCUUCAGGCAACAGGAAGUGAUUCGAAUGAAGCUUCGAUUGCAGCACAGUAUUGAACGGGAAAAGCUCAUUAUGUCAAAUGAGCAGGAAGUUUUGCGAGUGCAUUACCGUGCAGCCAGGACGUUAGCAAAUCAGACGUUGCCUUUCAGUGCCUGCACUGUGCUUCUGGAUGCAGAAGUAUACAAUAUGCCUCAGGAUCCUCAGGCGGAUGAAAACAAAACAUCGGUGAGGGAUCGAUUUAAUGCACGUCAGUUCAUGUCCUGGUUACAGGAUGUUGAUGAUAAGUUUGUCAAAUUAAAGACAUGCCUUCUUAUGAGACAGCAGCAUGAAGCUGCAGCAUUGAAUGCAGUGCAAAGACUGGAAUGGCAGCUUAAAUUACAGGAGCUUGAUCCUUCUUCAUACAAAUCUCUGAGCAUUUUUGAAAUUCCGGAGUUUUACGUCCCUCUUGUUGAUGUCAAUGAUGACCUUGAGUUGACGCCAAUAUGAUUGUGCAUGUAUUUCAGAGGCCCUAACAAGUACAUAGUGGUUUAGUUACAAUCGAUACUCGAUUGUAUCAGGAGGGUCGCAAAGAGGCUUGUGUACUUGGCUGCAGAGCACUUUGAAGAGAAGUAAGGAACUGAGGAUACUGGUGCCUGUGGCAACAAUGGUGCAGUCCCAUAGAUGCAGAACGAUGUGAGAUUCAGCACUAACACACUGUGACUUCCAUCACUGUUUACCAGUAACCACUACUGUAUUUCAGUAGUAUAACAGUCUUGUAGCUGAUAGAUGGGUGUCAGUCACUCUACUAUCUGCCUUUACUUUAAAGUUUACAAGAUGGGGGCAUUAGCUGCAUACACUGUUAUGUUCACAUCAGCAGCGCUGGAAGCUGCAAAUUGAUAGAGGAAGUAGACAAGUGAUACUCUGAACUAAGAAGAAUUCAUAGUACAGUAGAACCUUACUCUGGCACCCACAGAGCGCUGCCUCAUUUAAAUUAUUAUUGAACAUUUGCUCCCAAUAAAAUACACCUUUCAUUUUCAAAUUUAAAAGCCCACUUCUGAUUUAAGAGGUGAAAAUUUGUGAAACCAUUUCAGAGAAAGAACAAAAUGCUUUGUCUACAUUAUUGUAUUGUUUUUUUUUCCUAGCUCCGUUCAAAACAAAAUUGUUAAUGUUAAGAGCACUUCUGCUGGAAUUUAAAAAAGUUUGUCUGUUUACAUGCUUGCACUUUUUGUUGAAAUCAUUCAUUUUGACCAUUAUAAGUAAUUUUACUGAA
This is a messenger RNA of Callorhinchus milii (elephant shark), 7347 nucleotides long. RefSeq names its product ankyrin repeat domain 12 (gene ankrd12). Lineage: Eukaryota; Metazoa; Chordata; Chondrichthyes; Chimaeriformes; Callorhinchidae. The record is from RefSeq and is a predicted model, not a curated record. Gene Ontology annotation, cellular component: nucleoplasm. Gene Ontology annotation, molecular function: protein binding.